AUGGUCUCUCCAGAACGGCAGCUAUGGAUCAAGGUGGAGUCCAACGCCUGGCUGGCCUUCGGACUUCGUAAACGAUAUAUCAAAAGAGCUCCCGUAAAGACCAUACGCAAGACUUGGGCCAACUUGACCGAGCCUGAGAAGGUCGCCAUCGGCGUUCUGUUGACCACAAACCAGGCUCGCGAAGACAACCUGACAGAAGUCGAAAAUGCACUUCCUCCCAGACCAGAUGAUGAUGCAGGCGCCCGGGUGGACAAGACCAACUACCUCACUGCGCUGCGAGACCUCAGAAAUGCCACUGCGCGAGCUGCUCUCAGCACUGUGGCGCUGAGCCAAGGUCGUGCACUGCAUGUCGAUCCAUACAAUUGUGCCGCCAGGUUACUCGCACGGUAUACGACGCUUCUCGCUUCCGACACGCAGUUGACUGCGCAGAUCAACAACUACUGGUCUGGCCUGCGAGGGCCGGCAGACACUCCGCCUCCCUCUCAAGGUGGCGAUGCAGCGAAUUCCACCGCCUUGGACAUGCCACCUGCUCCCACUGACUCUUGGCUUGGUGGCUUUGCUCUCGGAAGAGGUGGGCAGGCGAUACCUGGCGUGUACCUAAGACAGAACAGACACGGCCAAAUCAUGGACCGUGUGUGCGUCAAAGAUGCCGUGUGGCCUUAUGACCCUGAAUCGGCGGAAGAGAUGCAUUCGUUGUGGGAUCCCGACGUCGCUCCCGAUGUAUUCAAUCACGAUUUGAAGCAGCCGUCGGAGAUUGGCGCCUUGAUCAGACUCAAUGCGUUGGCCGGAUCGAACAGCAUCAUCAAGCUCCGCAAUUGGCACCGUAUCUCUCGGAACAAUCGAGUAUACCAGUACCGCAUGUAUCUGGAGUGGUGCAGCUUUGGUGACUUGUACGGGCUUUCUCGAAAGUACACGCCGUAUGCAGACAUUCGUCGGGUGCCACGGCCAGAGGACCCUCUCGAGGAGGACUGGUUACCGGAGGCCUUCUUGUGGUCCUGUUUGGAGAGCCUCGCCGAGGCCGCUUUGCUCAUGGAGACUGGCAGCUUGCUGUCACUUCAGUUUCCGUGGUCACAGAUCAUACAUGCAGAUCUAAAGCCUGAGAAUAUAUUCUUGGCCUCCAAUAUCACCAAUCGAUAUCCCGGCUAUCCAACAAUCAAGCUCGGAGACUUUGGACUAGCGAAUAUCAUAUCGCAUGAUGGAAACAGAGUGCUCCCUCCUGCUCGAUAUUACCAGGGAACCGAAAAAUGCCGAGCCCCUGAGCAAGUCGACAACACACAGCCAGUCAACGAGCAGACCAACGUCUGGGGUAUCGGCGUGGUUAUGUGGGGCCUGAUGAAUUCAAGGACUAAUGCGCUCCAGUUCUAUACCAGAACCGUUGAUCCCGGUCCACCUGUAGUGGUGACUUGGGUCCCUACCAACCCACGAAGUCCUGAUGUGGUCUGGUCUCCAGAUCACGUCUCACGGUAUAGCGGCGUGCUCAGAAGAUUGGUUCUCGAAUGCUUGGAGCCUGUACCUGACGAUCGGCCUUCGCCUGCUAUUUUAUUGGCCACGAUCAGAGCGGCCACCAGGUCAGAUACUGCCCGCGAUCGUGCUAGUGGGCUCAGAAACGCAGACAGGAAUGAUGAGAGGUGGCUGAGUGAUGCCCACAGUCUCAAGCUAUCUGCUGAAAGAUAUCCUCAUCAUGCACAGCUCUCACUACACAUGGACGAUGCGCCAGAACCAGACAAGACCGUGACGGCAGUAGGGCCGGGCGGAGAUGGUGUCUUUGGGCCCAUUCCUGUAGGUGGAGUCAUCCAUACAGAGUAGACAUUUCAGUAAAUGGGACGAUUGGAUCUCCGAGCGAUGGCGUUGUUCUUUUCACGGCGGCUCAAGUCCAAAUUCAUGAGUGUACGGCGAAUUGGCAGAUCUGGAUUUGACGAACAAAGAACGAUCGGAUGCGGCCUGUUGUUGGGUGGACAUGGCGAUUGCUCUUCGCACGUCGCC
Messenger RNA from Sphaerulina musiva SO2202, 1983 nucleotides. RefSeq names its product kinase-like protein. Gene Ontology annotation, biological process: protein phosphorylation; chromosome segregation. The record is from RefSeq and is a predicted model, not a curated record. The transcript is spliced from 3 exons. Bases 1 to 1806 code for a protein of 601 amino acids. Gene Ontology annotation, cellular component: cytoplasm; nucleus; centrosome. Gene Ontology annotation, molecular function: protein kinase activity; ATP binding. NCBI's taxonomy places the organism in Eukaryota, Fungi, Ascomycota, Dothideomycetes, Mycosphaerellales, Mycosphaerellaceae.